Messenger RNA from Boleophthalmus pectinirostris (great blue-spotted mudskipper), 1662 nucleotides. RefSeq names its product FKBP prolyl isomerase like (gene fkbpl). Gene Ontology annotation, molecular function: protein binding. The record is from RefSeq and is a predicted model, not a curated record. Bases 408 to 1463 code for a protein of 351 amino acids. NCBI's taxonomy places the organism in Eukaryota, Metazoa, Chordata, Actinopteri, Gobiiformes, Gobiidae. The transcript has 4 exons.
UAUUUUUCUUUUCUUGUAUUGUAUUUUUAUAUUUUUUAUUUAUUUUGUUUUUUGAUUUUAUUUCAACUAAUUGUUAUUUGUAUGACUUAUAAAUUAGGCAACAGAACACAUAUGCCCUAAAUGGGGAGGUGAACUCGGGUUGUGACAAGGAGAAACCACGGAAGUCUUCACAAUUAUGUUUGAAACAGGUUUCGCUUCACUUCCAUUCAAGUCCAGAAGAGGGCAGUGAAGCAUUUUGAAUCUGUUAGGAUCACAGGCUCACUCCACAGAAGAAGAGACAGACAAGAGCUCCAGUGAGAGCUUGCAUAGUGUUUGACAGUUUUUAUGAAUUAAAAGAAACGAUCUACUCUUUUACACGUGUUUUGCUUUGCUGCGACAGUACUCAAUGGUCAAUUUCUGUAUGAGUGAUGGAUCCCAACCAAGAAAUGCCCCUUGUCUCUACAAAACAUGGCAAUGAAGAGGCCAUCUCAUGGGUCUCAGUUUGUCCCAGAGGUCUUUGGAGAGUUCAGCAAAGACAAAUCCACAAAAGCAUCUCCAAUCAUGAUGCAGGAAUGCAUCAAUGCCCUCGAAUGGGGUCAAUAUGCCAAGUGCGAAUACACCUCCAAACAGGGACAGGUGCUGACCAGUGUGUAGUGCCUGAUGAAGGGGGUCAGAGGUGUACCCAGUCUUUGGAGGCUCAUUCAGAAGACACUGCCUUCACUCGGUGCCUGAGUGCAGUGCUGCAGGUGCCUCUUUCUCAGUGGACCACAGUGAGAAUGGGAGAGGGUCAGUGCGACAUCACAGAGGCUUGUUUGGAACGCAUGAACUGUGGAGAUAAAUGUGAGAUACAGCUUUCUCCACUGGUGUAUUCAGAGGUGAAUGCAGAAUCAGACCAGCCUUUUAAUGUCACCGUGGAGCUUGGAACAUUUACACCUGGCAAGGAAUCCUGGGAAUUAUCUUCUGAAGAGAAAAUGGACUGGGUGAGAUCUCUCAAGAACAGAGGCACUGUUUGGUUCAGGAGUGGAGACAUGUGGGGCGCUGCAGACAGCUACAGCCGAGCCUUAAAACUACUCAUAACUCUCUAUGGGCUCAUCAAAGUAGCAAAAACACAGGAACAAGCAUCAGAGGGAAUACAAUCUCCAUCAGAAAGUCUUGUUCCUUCUGCCAAAGAGUACAAUACUAUCAAAGCUGAGCUGCAUUCAAAUCUGUCUUUAUGUCAAAUCAAGUUAAAACAGCCAGAGCGCGCCAAAGUUAGUGCAUCCAAGGCCACUGAAUUAGAUCCUGGUGGGGCAAAGGCCUGGUACAGGCUGGGUCAAGCCUGUCAGAUGCUCAAUGAACUUGAAGAGUCAAAGAGGGCAUUUAAGAAACUAUUGGAAAUACAACCUGACUCGUCAGCUGCAAUAAAGGCGCUCAAAGAUGUGGCUAUUAAAGAGAAAGAGACAAAUAAAGCACUGGCACACAGACUUAGUAAGAUGUUUAGCUGAAAACUAAAUGAAUGAUGAGAUAAUUUCAAUUCAAUUUAAAUUUCUUGACUGAGACCCAAUGAUGUAUGGUGUCUUUUUUUUUUUUCUUCUUCUUCUUUUUUGCUGUCACAAAUGGAUAAAGGUGCAGACAUUGGUCUAAAUAAUUACCAUAUUUGCUCAAUAACAGAAAUGAAACAAAUAAACACCGACGUAUAAGAUA